AUGACGGUGUCGGUGGGUAUACUCUCGAUCGGGGACAUGGGGAUGGGAAUUGCGCGGUUAUUGAAAGCGAAUGCGUAUCGAAUUGUUACCGUUGGAGCUGGGAGGAGUCAAGAUACUCUAGACCGCAUCAAAGCAGCCUCCAUUGAAGCGCUGCCCACAGACCAAGAUCUUGUAAUUCAGUCUGAUUACAUCUUGUCCGUGGUGCCGCCGCGAGAUUCUCUAGCGACAGCGCGACGGAUUUUUGAAGCGUUGCAACUACCAGACACUCUUUCCAAGAGGGCACAACUACGCGCGAGCGGCUCGCCGAAAGUUUACUUUUUCGAUUUGAAUGCAACUGCUCCCCGACUCAUGCGGGAGAUUGACGAUUUAUUUGCUAGCCUCUCAGUACCUGAACAGAAAGAAGCGACUGUCCAAUUCCUAGAUGGGGGGAUCAUAGGCGGUCCUCCGGUGUACACCGAGACUGAUCAGAAAUGGAAGAGACCUAGUAUUGUCAUCUCGGGUCCUGUGGAGGGUCUACCAUCUACGUUUCCAUCACUACUUUCAACACUCAACAUGAAGAUAGUCGGCCCCAAAAUCGGCUCUGCAUCCGCGCUCAAACUGUCCUUUGCAUCACUCACCAAGGGCCUCACCGCUCUGUCGCUAUUGUCAUUCACAACCGCACAAUCCGAGGGAGUCUUACCCGAGCUGCUGCAACAUCUCAACGAGUACUCGCCCAAGACGGGCGCGCUAGCUACAAAUGGAGCAGUAGCGAUGCCUCCCAAAGCGUACAGAUGGGUCGAAGAGAUGCGCGCAAUUGGCGAAGCGUUUGAUUCCGAGGGACAUUGGGGUGGGCUUGGAAGCGAUGUUUUCGACUCCUUUGCAGAGAUCUACAGACGCGUUGCAGAGGAGACGGUGUUGGGAGAAGAGAAAAUCGGGCAAAGACAAAGAGGGAAGGAAGUUGAGGAUGUCGCCGAGAUACUGGCUCAGGCGAACCGUGGAAGGACGUAA
Talaromyces amestolkiae is the source of this 987-nucleotide messenger RNA. RefSeq lists its product as uncharacterized. The transcript is spliced from 2 exons. The record is from RefSeq and is a predicted model, not a curated record. Gene Ontology annotation, molecular function: oxidoreductase activity. NCBI's taxonomy places the organism in Eukaryota, Fungi, Ascomycota, Eurotiomycetes, Eurotiales, Trichocomaceae. The coding region runs from base 1 to 987 and encodes 328 amino acids.